AUGCAGGCUAAAGUCCACCAGACUUCAGUAUCAUCUUCUUCCAUAUGCACUCAGCUGGCCAGCCUCACAGAUUUGCACGAAGGAAUUAAUAAUUUGAUUCAGCUUCGAUCUGUCCAACAAGCCCUCACCGGUGAAAAUUGGGCAAGUGAGUUGCUCGAUAGAUCUCUCAAGCUUGUUGACAUUUGUGGAAUUGUCUGUGAUGUUAUAUAUUUGACAAAGGAAUCAGUUCAAGAACUCCAAUCAUCUUUGAGGAGAAAUAGAGACAUGAAUGAAUAUAUCAAUUCAAGAAAAAAGAUCAACAAAAUGGUUAAAAAGUGCAUAAAAAUUUUGAAGAGUUCGUACCUAUGUUCUACAGAGCUGUUAAACAAAGACAACAAUCUUAAGGCCAUUGUGAGCAUGGUAAAAGAAGCACAGACACAUGAAGAAAAGAAUGCUGAGGAAUGGUAUGCCUUGAAUAUUCACAAACUGCAAAAAGACAUGGACACAGUAUCUGUGCAAAAUAUCUUGAAGCAGUUGAAUGCAUCAGAAAUGACCAUCCAGGAACUUGAAGAGAACUUAGAAUCCUUCUUUAGGAGUAUAGUUAAAACUAGAGUUUCUCUUCUUACUGUCCUCAACAAUCUAUCCUUUACUGAUAAGGCUCAUAUAAAAGAAUCUGACAACAUUAUAGACGAUUUCAGACUUUUCAGCUAUAAAUUUAGUAGAUUCCUCAAAAAUGGUUUUCUGUUACUAGCAAGAGUUAUAGCUAUGACCAUCUGUGUGACUUUGGCUGCAUCGAUGGCUGCAAAGCUACGUCCAACACCUAUGGCUGCUUUUCAGAUUUGUUUGCAGCUGUCCUCUUCUAAAUUUGGAGAGAUCAACAGCCAAUAUGUUUCCAAGGAGAAGCCAUGUGAACCCUCAACAUACUGA
This is a messenger RNA of Fraxinus pennsylvanica, 906 nucleotides long. The record is from the annotation of a GenBank genome assembly. NCBI's taxonomy places the organism in Eukaryota, Viridiplantae, Streptophyta, Magnoliopsida, Lamiales, Oleaceae.